Dibothriocephalus latus is the source of this 918-nucleotide messenger RNA. The record is from the annotation of a GenBank genome assembly. Lineage: Eukaryota; Metazoa; Platyhelminthes; Cestoda; Diphyllobothriidea; Diphyllobothriidae.
AAUGGGCUGACGCCGCUCCACAUGUCUGCACAAGGCGAUCAUCCAGAAUGCAUCCAAUUGCUGCUACAGCACGGCGCUGAUGCGGGCAGUCUCACGGUGGAUUAUUUGACACCGCUCCACGUCGCCGCGCACUGCGGUAGCCUGCGAGCGGCCACCCUUCUCCUGGAGAACGGCUCCAUACGCGCUGACAAACCCCGUCCACAUUUCUUCCCUCUACAGAAUGGCUUUACGCCCCUGCACGUCGCCUGUAAGAAAAAUCGAAUAAAGAUUGUGGAACUCUUCCUACUGUACGGUUGUCAAGUGGAUAUGACUACUGAGUCGGGACUUACGCCUCUACAUGUGGCUGCGUUUAUGGGACAUGUGAAUAUCGUUGUUCUGUUGUUGCAACAUUCGGCAGAUCCGAAUGCUCGCAACGGUUGCGAUGAAACCAGUCUUCACUUAGCUGCCAGGGCUAAUAAACUCGAAGUGGUUCGCAUUCUCCUACGGAACGGUGCCCUCGUCGAUUCUAAAGCUCGGGUUUGUUCCAUUUUUUUUGCUAUUCAUUUGAACGCCACAUAUGUGCACGAAGUGCGCUCUGAUAGUUCUCUUCUGAAGUGCUUUAUUGUUGAUUGCAUUCUGCCACAGAGCAUGCGCGACUUAUUCCUCCAUGGCAAUCAAACGAGUCUUCAUAUUGCGGCACAAAUGGGUAACUGUGAGUUGAUCAGCCUCCUGCUUCACCACGGGGCCAAUGUUCAAGCAACGACGAACGAUGGACAUACUUCCCUGCACGUCGCCACAAAGGCCGGCCACGAGGAUGUUGUGCUCCUUCUUCUCAAUUCUGGUGCCCACCCUGAUGUUAUGACCAAGGCAAGUUCGGGGACAUUUCCGGAUGACGAAGUUAGCUUUUUUUGUUACAGAUUACGCUUUUCACUCGAAUAG